AUUUUUAAAGGUUUUGGGGUUUUUUUUAAUCUUUACCAACCCCUUGUGGGAAGUUUCUUACUAGUGCUGGGACCAGUACACCAGACCAGAGCAGUCCCUCUCCUGGAGCCCAGGUUAUCCCCUCCUCCUGCACAAAGACCCUCUAAAGACUGAAGAUGACGACAGACACGCCAGAGAGCAAUAACACCAGGUCCAGCGCUCCCCUCCUGACUCAGAGGCACCUGAGGCUGGUGACCAAGGAUGGGCACAGCACGUUCCACAUGGGCGGGACCAAAGGCGUGCCGUACCUCCGAGACGUGUGGGGGAUACUCAUGGACAUGCGCUGGAGAUGGAUGGUGCUCGUCUUCUCCGCUUCCUUUGUCCUUCACUGGCUGCUCUUUGCAGUGCUCUGGUAUCUGCUGGCUGAGAUGAAUGGGGACCUGGAGCUGGACCAUGAUGAUCCACCUGCCAACCACACUAUAUGUGUCAAGCACGUCACCAGUUUUACAGCCGCCUUCUCCUUCUCGCUGGAGACACAACUCACCAUUGGCUACGGCACCAUGUUCCCAAGUGGGGACUGUCCCAGUGCCGUGGCACUGCUGGCAUUCCAGAUGGUCCUGGGGCUCAUGCUAGAAGCCCUCCUCACAGGUGCUUUCGUGGCCAAGAUUGCACGCCCAAAGAACCGGGCACUCUCCAUCCGCUUCUCUCGCUCCGCCGUGGUCACAUACAACGAGGGGAAGCCUCAGCUCAUGUUCCAGGUGGCCAACAUUCGCUCCAGGCCUCUGAUCAACGUCCAGAUCUCUGCUAUACUUUACGAAGAGCAAGAGAGUGGCCAGCUGCACCAAACUAGCAUUGACUUUCACCUGGACAGCAUCACUACACAUGAGUAUCCAUUUUUCAUUUUCCCUCUGACCUACUACCACAACAUCACUGCAUCCAGCCCACUGGCUGUUCUCCUUUGGAGAGAAGUUCCUCCCCACUUUGAGCUGGUUGUUUUCCUGUCAGCUGCGCAGGAGGGCACAGGAGAACCGUGCCAGAAGAGAACGUCCUACCUCCCGUCAGAGAUCCUGGUGUACCACCGCUUCGCCUCCCUGCUAGCCCGCAAUGCCAAAGGCGAAUACCAGACCACGAUGGAGAAUUUUGACAAGACUAUUCCUGAGCACCCAGCUGCACCUGACUCAAAGAGUCCAAAAAGGACUGACAAGGAGAUCCGCGUCAAUGGACAGCCUAUCGACAGCUUCUAACACUCUCAGACUGGCCUCACAAAGUAGAGAGAGCAAACCUUGAACUUUGUGCUUUUUUAAUUAUUAUUACAUUAAACUUGUGGGGUUCAGUUUAAAAACUUACUUCCCUGCCUGCCCUGCCAUCUUCUAGCGAUCUCUCUCUUGUAGUCCCAUCCUUCUGAUUACAACGUGAAAUACAGAGUGAAGAGAAUGCGUGUGCCCACCGAUGAGAGGCUGCAUUAACCACCCAGCAUGAAGUCACCACUGAAUCACAGUACUAAUUCUUGGGAAAUUAGAAGAGCUAUCUCCUGAAUUCACCAGACUAUGAUUAAAGCCACACUGACCCAAAAGGAGAGAUCUUCAAAACUCCUAAAGCUGAGCAAAGUCAUAAUUAACCAGCUUGUGACAAAAUGGACAACAAAACAAAAGCAGAAAACAAAAUGGGGUCAUUCAGUGAAUACAUGAGUUCUGGUAUAAGUAACUCUGUUCAUCCAAAAGCCUAGCUUUGCUAUUCUCUCUUCUAUCUCUUUGGGAAUACAGACUUACAUCAUUUUUCAGAUGGCUGAAAGUCCUGCCAAUCUCUCAUGGCAGUGAACAGCACUCCGGCUGUGCUUAUUAAGCAGAAUUAUAUAUCCUAAGUGCAGUUCUUCAUUCUGCCAAAUAAGAGAGCAUCUCACUCUCAGACCGGUCUAUGAAGACACUAUCAAAAAAUCUAGGUGUAUAUGACAAAUACUGCAAUGGAAACUUUUUCUUAUUUGAAAACACUGAAUAAAUUACUUAGCAGUGGGAAAAAAAAAUACUAUUUCUAAUGAAUGAAUGUAGGGGGUUUUUUAAAGGCCCAUACAUUCCACAUGUUUUCACUUUUGCGUUGCUUGUCUCAAGUAUAUCAGACCCAGAAGGACACAAUAUAUGUAUGAGAAGUAGAACUGCAUCCAUUGAUAUUUUAUGCUUUCUAACAUCAAUCUUUGCCUGUACACACAGCACAAAAAAUAUUUAGAGACACUGAAUCAAUUUUGAAAUAAAAAAUUAAAACAAACU
Molecule: messenger RNA, 2240 nt
Organism: Zonotrichia leucophrys gambelii
Lineage: Eukaryota; Metazoa; Chordata; Aves; Passeriformes; Passerellidae
Gene: KCNJ13
Product: potassium inwardly rectifying channel subfamily J member 13
Exons: 3
Coding region: 156-1223 (355 amino acids)
Biological process (GO): regulation of monoatomic ion transmembrane transport; potassium ion import across plasma membrane
Cellular component (GO): plasma membrane
Molecular function (GO): inward rectifier potassium channel activity
Source: RefSeq, a predicted model, not a curated record